Messenger RNA from Falco peregrinus (peregrine falcon), 11787 nucleotides. Its product is annotated as lactosylceramide 4-alpha-galactosyltransferase-like. The coding region runs from base 6910 to 8004 and encodes 364 amino acids. Lineage: Eukaryota; Metazoa; Chordata; Aves; Falconiformes; Falconidae. The transcript has 2 exons. Gene Ontology annotation, molecular function: acetylglucosaminyltransferase activity. The record is from RefSeq and is a predicted model, not a curated record. Gene Ontology annotation, biological process: protein O-linked glycosylation.
CGCUGGCGUCCGGCUGGGGGAGAGGGCUGGGGGACAAGGGGGACACUUGCAACCGAGCUGUAGAAACACUACUGCGGCAAGAGGGGGAAGAAAGCCCCUACGAAAGAGGCGUAAGAAAAUACAUGACUCUUGUAACUGUAGUAACCUAGAACUCAAUAAUGCUGCUGAAAGAAGGCGUGUUUAGAAGCUUUGGCUAAGAAUGAACUAUUCUGGUUAAACUAACAUGAUGUUUCCAAAUGUGUGAGAGGUUGCUCAGAAUAGACUGGAUGUUUCUUAACCCUGAAGAAACCUUGUCUAGGGUCUGCUGAGCUCUGAGGGUAUUGCACAGUUAUUCACGGUGUUUUGCUGUGGAAGUCAGAGGAGCGAAUCACACAGAACUUGAAUUCCUUUUUUGGUUCCUGGGCAAUUCCAGGAGCACCUCGAGGCACAGGCUCUGCAGGAGGAAGCACUGACUGGGGAGCCAUAUGUCAAGGCUUGUUCGCAUGCUCCUCACUUGGUAACACACAAAUGGCAGUCAUUCUUGAGGGCUGGAGGGUGUGAUGUUGGGUGAAUAGCAAUCUGCCUGCCAGGAAUUAGUUUUAGGUGUGUCGUUCCGGGUAGCAGCUGGUAGCUAUACGUUUUUUUCCUUCUCAUAGGAUUUCUACUGGUUCUCAAGGCAUUGCCUGUCUCCAUCUGACAUCUGGCUCUAAUGAAGCUUUUCCUGCUCAGGGGUAUCAUGGGGCCAAGUUCAGUAGCUGUGGACUGUGAAGGCCACCUCUGUUUGCAGUUUGGUGUUACCACAGAGCUGUUUGGUCAUACUAAAAAGACGCAGCUUCCUGUCUGCUUGUUCUUAGAUCUCUGUGACAAUAUUUGUGCCUGUCUUACCCUGCAGCAGAGCAAAACCAGUUCCAGGAGCUAAACAAGUAUGAAAAUCAAGUCCUGCAGCAGAAUGGGCUUUUUGGUGCUUUUGCUUUCAGGGCUGGUCAUUGCAGCUCAGAAGACCAUCAAGGAAGAGCCUGAGGAGGAAGGGAGCUGGGCCAUUUGCAUUUGCAACAAUCAGUCAUGGCCUUGGUUUUAUUGUGUCAUCAGUGGGUACUUUGGCACAAGGUACUUAUGAGUAAUUCUACUUCCAUCUUACUUUCGUUGCAUUUGUUUGGUCAUUGGUUAUAGAAAGAAGCCACUAUCUGCCAGCUGCAGUUACCAUAUAAAACCAUAGAGAUGUGCCUUUCCCAUAGAUAGGGAGACCAGGUGAGCAGUGAAUAGGGGCUGGAUAUGUCUUGCUGUCAGCACUGUUGUGGGUUGGAUCAAGUUCCAGUAUGUGAAGGCAGGAGAGACUGGGGACACCCCUCUUGUCUUUACUGGCAGUUCCACAGUAAAGCAACAUAGCUGUACUACCAUUUAGCUCCAUAAGUGCUGCGAUUCCCAUGCUUGUUAAAAGCUUGGGAUGUGUCUUCUGGCUUUGAGAUCCCUUUCUUUGCUCUCAUCUGGGAUAGCUUGUUUUUGUUUUUUUUUUUUUUUCACAGGCACUCCUGACCAAACAAACACUUAAAACAUGUCACAUUGCUGAGUCUUUCAGAUACCAGAACAAAUUCAUGGAUCUUAUUUUGGAUGGUGCUUUCAGUAGGAAAUGGGAUGAUAUAUUACCAACUCACUUCUUUGUUUAUAACUCACAUCUUUGCUUGUCUCUACUGGCUUUUACAAUUAUCUUAAACUGGGUCCGGGAUCUCUUCCCAACAGUUUAAACGAGGUCUGGUGGAACUUCAGAUUAUGGCACUAUGAACCAACUGCUCCUCUGCAAGCAAAGGAUUAAGUACAAUCAUGUUAGCAUCUAGAAUUUUCUGUUAAAAAGGAAAGUGUUCAUACUCAAUGUUUUUGUGUAAGUGCACAAAGCCUCCCAUCUGUGCAAUACGGAUGGGUUAGUAUCUCCCAGUCUUUAGUAUGUUCAGCCUUGCAGUAGCUCUGUCAGAUAGGAAAGCACUUCUAUAUUCACACAAGGAAGGUAGUGUUAGAGACAGAAAAACAACCCCUGAGAUCUUUGAAGAAAUUCAGAUGUCAACUGCCUUAUGAUUUCAAGUCAGAGGUGAGAAUUUAUGCUUCAGUUUUAAGUGACCUGUUCCUUGGCCUGUAAGAAAUCUGUUUCAGAGCAGCAAAAUAAACAGAAAACCCCUGAAUCCACGUGUAGCCUGCUGUUGGACCAUCUUUCCUCUCCAGUAUGGCUCUGGGUUUUAAAGUCCAAGAAGGAAAAGUAUAACCCAGAUUAGAGGAAGGGGAAAUUGAUACAUAUUUGCCUUUUAGGCUUCAAGUGCUUAAUCGUUAGUACGAUCUGAUAGAGUGUAUCUCUUCCAUUGUGAAUGCUGCUGGGUGCCCAGACCCAUAGGACUCACCUCCCUGUAGAGGAAGACGGCAUCUUCAGUGCCUUCUCUCUGUUUUGCAAGAGCUGCUGUGAAGUCCUUGCAUGAGCUUGUAGGCGGUAGCAAUACUGGUGAUUAACAGGAUUUGCUCACUUCCUGACGAGGCGUACUUCUGGUUUUCUGUGCUCUCGCAGUCUCCUCAUAUGUGCACGUCCUUCCAAAGAGCUGCUCCUUUUCUAGCCAUGUGCCAGUAUUUGCCUGAGCUGUGAGGGUUAAAAUAGUGUUUAGACUUAAACUUUAUACAGUUUCCAACCCUGUUAUACAAUGAGUGUGUGUGGCUUUCUACAAAUAUGCAGUAAUAGAAAACUACUAUUUGAAAGCUGUUGGUGGCAAAGAGCUGUAUUAGUUUGCUAGCUGAUUUACUGCUAGCAUCUGUCCCUUUUGUCUGUCUUUUCCAGCAGCUUUCCAGAGCCGAAUUCUGCCGCCUCCUGCUUUAAGUAUAAAUGAAGGGUCUAUGUGGUCUGUUUCUUGAAAGUUAUAAGCUGUCAGGUACAAAACUGGCUCCUUUCAGUUAAAGAAGACCCAAAUGCUAAGCUCUGCUAAAAGCUCCGCCCCAUGCAACGCUACAGGCUUGGGGAAGAGCGGCUGGGAAGCUGCCUGGCAGAAAAGGACCUGAGGGUGCUGGCUGACAGCCCAGCCGGCUGUGUGCCCAGGUGGCCAACAACAUCCUGGCUUGUAUCAGAAAUGGUGUGGGCAGCAGGACUAGGGGAGUGAUUGUCCCCCUGCGCUCAGCACUGGUGAGGCCACAUCUUGAAAGAUGUGAGGCACUGGAGCAUGUCCAGAGAGGGGCAACGGAGCUGGUGAAGGGUCUGGAGCACAAGUCUUGUGAGGCGCAGCCGAGGGAACUGGGGGUGUUUAGUCUGGAGAGGAGGAGGCUCAGGGGAGGCCUCACCUUACUGCCUCUACAGCUCCCUGAAAGGAGGCUGUAGCGAGGUGGGUGUCAGGCUCUUCUCCCAAGGAACAAGCCAUAGGAUGAUGGGAAACAGCCUCAAGUUGCUCCAUUGGAGGUUUGGUUUAGAUAUUAUGAAAAUUUUCUUCAGCGAAAGGGUUGUCAGGCAUUGGAACAGGCUGGCCAGGGAAGUGGUUGAGUCACCAUCCCUGGAGGUAUUUAAGAGGCCUGUAGAUGUGGCACGUAGGGACAUGGUUUAGUGGUGGACUUGGCAGUGCUGGGUUAAUGGUUGGACUUCAUGAUCUUAAAGGUCUUUUCCAACAUAAAUGAUUCUAUGAUUUUAUUUUGGGUGGAAAGAGAGAUACCAGUCUGACUAUGCACUGUAGCUGGGUUCCUGAUUUUGCCAGUCUUUUUCUACCCAGAUGUAUCUGUAAAUGCUCUUGCUCCCCUUUGUACCCUACAGUGACCCUGGCAUCUUUUCUCACUCCACCACGCUUGUUGCAUCGCUUGGUGCUCCCACCGGGAUGAAACCCUUCACCACUUCAUCCCGCAGGGCUCUUGGUUUGACACAGUGGAGCCCAGCACCCUGACACUAUAUGGUGUUACCCCAGCCGCACACCGAGGAGCUAUGGGGGGCACUGGGGAAUGAGGAGGCUGGGCAGGCCUUCCCUGACCCAUGCCAGCCCCCAUGAGCUGAGUGGAGUAGCCCUGGGGCACGGUGGGCUCAGCCAGGAGUCCCCCACAAGUCUCAGCCACGGCGGCAAGGCAUCUCUGGGGUCAGUCUGUGGGACAGGGUCUAGAUCAUGCGAUACAGACCCCGAUAUUGCAACCAGGCAGUCAUUUGAGAUCCUUGCAGAGUCUUAUAUUUAAAUAAGCAUUCCAAAGACUAGCAACAGCUUUUCAUAAAUUUAAGAAAAUUAAUCUUCCUGGGGCUUGUUGGGUAACGUCAGGUGUCCUUGAGUGGGCAAGGGGUGUGGGGUGAGGAGCAGGUACCCACCAGAGGGCCCUGCCACCCCACACCUUGGUGGCCUUGCCACAGAGGUGCUGUUCGCACCUGUGGAACCCUCUGGAAGGCUUUGAGAAAGCUGCAGGUCAGCAAUGACGCUUCCCCUUCAGCUCUGUAUUUGUCCGAGCAGCUCAGCUCUACGUUCAUUUGAGCAGGCAGUCAUGAUUUCAAUAUUAGAAAUCUCUGCUCUCAAUCAGGUAGCUAAAUUCUGUGUGUGAAUGUUGUACGGAGCAUGAAUAUCAUUGAAUUUUACAGGAACACAUUCAGGGGGUUACAUGUGAUCCUGAUAUGCACUGGUUGAUCCAAAUGCAAAUAGCAUAUUAUCAUGAAGUGUGCACAAGUGAAUAAAAUCAAAUACGUUAUCUCUUGGUGUUUCAUAUGUACAGUAUUAGUAUCAGAGGAAGCCUUAAUAAGCAAGAAACUUUAACUUGGGUGCAUGUUGUGUAAAAAAGCAUUUAAAAUGUGUUAACUAUGGUACCUGGUGUACCCUUUGGAAAGGCCACUAUGUUUCCCCCUUAGGAUGCAAUUGUGUGAAUGGCUUCAUACAAACUGACCUGCAUCUGCUUCCAUACAAUCAGUAGCAUGGGGGCAGAACAAAAAAGCAUGGCUCCAAAUGGGAGUCCUUUGUCCACCUUUCUGCUGCAGGCUGCCUUAUUCGAAGUAUUCCCAGAGGACCACCCUUGACCAUAACUCUCCACAGCACAUAGGAAGCGACACUCUGAAUUGUUAUUAUCUACUGUUCUUGGCAAAUGUGCUAAACUUGAAAGAGUGAAGGGGUAAAAGCAUAAGGGACAGUGCAGAGCAGUGUUGUAUAUGGCCUUUGGACUGAAAGACACUGUAUAUUUUGACAGUUUGCAAGUUUGCGUAGUCUGUAGAUCUGGGGUGUUUUCUUAAUUUGUUCUUGAUGAAAGCUGUGCAAGCUUUAAUUUUCCAUUGUGCUUGAAAGGAAGGAAAUGUGUAUCUGUAGCUGCUCUGAAACACAGUAACUAGGAACUGAUUUAUGUAAACUUUCAGCAACUUUUUUUUUUUGUUUGUUUUUGGUUAUACUUAAAGGUGCCUUAACACCAAGUGUAUUUGAUGGGAAUUAAUGGCCAUUAGUUAUUCUAAAUUACCUUAAUUCUACAUUCAAGCUUAACAUAUUUAAUUUAGAUGGACCAAGUGUUACUUAAAAGACUACUUUGACAAUUCUCCUUUGAUAUAAGAUUUUGUGUAUUUUCUUGUGACUUAUGUUUCCAGCCUCUUUUAGAGGAAGAGCUAUAGGUGCACCUCCCAAAAAAACCUGUCAUGGCUUUCCAAGAAAAACAAAAGCGAGGGCUAAAACCUGUUAGCAGAGACCAAUGGAAUUAUGGAUUUGACCUCCAUGAAACAGCAGUAAAAAGACUCUGGAUCUUUUCCAAUGUUAAUCUGGGAAAACACCUUGGACUCAGUAUUAGGGAGCAUAUUUAAAAAGCAUUUAAAACCAGCAGUCUACCUGACCCACAUAGGAAUGCUCUGAACUUCUAUUAUGUCACCUUCAGUGAAUUGCAGCCCUGUCUGUCUUGUGGAAAGUCUUGAAUGACAUGCUCUGUGUGUUGCUUCAGCCAGGGUUAACUAACCAUUGGGGCUGAAACAGGAGGAGGUAUCUAGCAGCAUAUGAAGGCCACUUCAUGGGACGGAUGAUGUUAUUGAUGCUGGGAUGUGGCAUGCCAUCCUGCACAGAAAGUACUAUAAAAGGACUUUAAAAAAACAGUUUAUUCCUUGGUGUGUGCACCACAGUAAAUGAACUCAAUGGAUCUGUGCCCUGCCCCAUGGGGAAACUGAAGCCUGUGGGAGUACCUGGCUCUUGACUCUCACUGCUGUGGUAGCCCUUUGCUGCGAAGUCAUCCCUACGUUGUCCUAGCAAAGUCUUAAAGUGCCUCUUCCUGACAGGGUCAGGAAACUCCCUUGUUCAGAGCCUAUUAAUGUUUGAUUUUUUAGACACAGAGCACCUCUAAAGUAAAAACCUGACUGAGUUUUAAGCAAAUGCAACUGCCUGUUUGUGUGGAGGUAAUUUCUGUGCUUGUGGUCAUUCUCCUGCUUUGUUUCAUCAAUUGAAAUUGCUAGAUGAGACUUCAGAGGUAUAUCGCCAUCAGCUGUCUUGUAGCUUCAGAUAAGACUUCAGCAGAUGUGAUAGGAAGAAACGGAGCUUUUGCUCUAGGUCUAGAGGUGCUUGCACUGCCCUGGAUGAGCCUGUGGUUUCCCAGGUGCUUUGAAUGUUGUUGCUAAAACAGCUGUUGUGAUCUGCUGCACCUGUUUACUGCCUCAGAUAUUCCUCUCCUGUUCAGCUGCUGAGUAUCUUUAAAGAAAUCAAACUGGGACAUUGCUAUUUCCUUGCUGUUUGUAAGGGAGAAGUGUUGAGGGAGCAGUAGCACUCUCUUAACUACUCUCCCUCAGAUUUCUGCUUCAACGGAGGUGUUCUGUGGAAGGUAAAACAUCAGAAAAGCUUCAUAUUUAUGUUGUAAGUGAAAUUUUCUGACUCGGGUACCGGAGGGCAUCCCUCUUCUGUUGGAGUCUUCUCCUGAGGUUGGUUUAGCUGCAACACAAAGCCUUGCUUUGUGCAGAAGGAUGUACAGAUCACGACGGCUAUCUUGGGAGAGUAGGCUCUGAUGGAAGCAAGAACGCACAGGAUGCCCAACUGCCUGACAAAACUGACCAGGGUGGUGCUGAGCCACAAGAUCAGGGCUCUGUUUAUCCUUCUCUUUAAGUUCAUGUCCUUUGCCUCCAUCAUGUUUUACUGGAGAAUCACGGAGGACCCUAAGGGCACAGGCCAGGUCUACAGCUUGCCUGUUGAAAUCCACUGUGCUCACUCUGUGCCUUCUCCACCCCAUGCCAUUGCUGAUGGGCCCCCUCCUUCUCCAGGGGAUGUGUUUUUUGUGGAGACCUCGGAGCGAACUAGCCCAAGUUACCUGUUCACGUGCUCUGUGGAGUCAGCGGCGCGGACACACCCUGGGACGAGGGUCGUGGUGCUCAUGAAAGGCUUGGCAAAUGGUAACGCCUCGUUACCCAACCACUGGGGUUUCUCCUUGCUGAGCUGCUUCCCUAACGUGGAAAUCCGGCCCCUGGACUUGACAGAGCUUUUCUCUGGAACACCUCUGGCAGAGUGGUACUUGCAGGCUCAGCAGCGCUGGGAGCCAUAUUUCUUACCAGUCCUGUCUGAUGCCUGUAGAAUUGCCAUCAUGUGGAAAUUUGGUGGCAUCUACUUGGACACAGACUUCAUUGUGCUUAAGAACUUAAAGAACCUCACCAAUGUGCUUGGUAUCCAGUCCAAGUAUGUACUGAACGGGGCCUUUCUGUCCUUUAAGCCCAAGCAUGAGUUCAUUGAGCUUUGCAUGAAGGACUUUGUGGAGAACUACAACAGCUGGAUCUGGGGUCACCAGGGCCCACAGCUCCUAACGCGUGUCUUCAAGAAGUGGUGCUCCAUUAGGAGUCUUCGGAGCAGUACAAGCUGCAAAGGAGUGAGUGCUCUGCCCCGUGAGGCUUUCUACCCCAUUCGGUGGCAGGACUGGAAGAAAUACUUCGAAGUGGUCAACUCCUCGGAGCUUCACCAUCUCUUUAAUAACACCUACGCAGUGCAUGUAUGGAACAAGAAGAGCCACGGGACAAGGCUAGAGAUCACAUCUCAGGUUUUGCUGGCUCAGCUGCAUUCUCACUUCUGCCCUGCCACAUAUGAUAUCAUGAAGAAAGAGUCUGAACAGCAGUGACUCAAGGGUCAGCUAAGAGAAGUCGCCUGCGAGCCCACAACUCUCCAGCUGCUCCAUCACAAAUGAACCUUCUUUUGAAGCGAUGUGGUGAGAGCAGAGGAUAAAAACCAUUUGCGUGGUGUAGGUGGAGCCUAUAGCUUCAGCCAAUGUCUCUGCAGCUCUUUGUCGACUUUAACUGCCUACCAGCAAUAUUUUGUUUCUCUGCAGGACCUUUCUUCUGCUCUGCUUGGUGAGGUAGAGAAAUCUCAGCAGGAGAGUAAGUGAUGGGCCACCUGUGGCAGCCUCCAUCAGCCUUUCAGAGGAGUAAGGCACCCUUUGAAGUCUGUAAACCUGUAAGAGGACUUUGUAGAAAUGCAUAUUUCAUUGCUUGUUUCUCAGGACUUCUGAAGUGCAAUCCUCAAAGCAAUGAAAGGAUGAGAGAGCAAAGAAGAGGAACUGAGGAGGAAGUUAAGGAUGUGCUAGAGGAGGUGUCCUGAGGAAAACAUAGAGGAAAACAGAGAAGAAAGGGCUACUUCCCACCCUCCAUGCCCAUUCCCUUCUCUUCUGAAGCCUUUGGUGGAGAAGACUUCCUCAUGUCUGGUUUGAGAAGGGAGCAGGACACUGCAGUCUCUGUUUGAUGUCACAGAGCUAAAGAUGUGAAAAUUUAGUGUGCAUCAGAACAUGAGGAUCUAAGGCCAGCUCAUCAUUUAGAAGGAGCUCUUCUGCAGCAAUGAUUUAUUUUACAGUAGUGGCAAAUUAACAUCCUGCGAUGAACAGGAGACCUCAUCCAAAUCACACCUUAAAUUGCACAGGAUGAGCUGAACUACCUUUUACACUGAGUUUUGCUCUGUGACCUAAUGUCCAUAACUGCCUCUAUGACGCAUGAGAUCUUUCAGCACUUGCAUGGAUCCUAAAGGAAAGGCGUAUUUCCAAGGUUACAAAGAGCUUGGUAGGGAAUCUGUACCAUCUAAAUUCAAGUCCAUUUAUGAGUUAUUUAUGGUGGACCUCUUCAAGUAGCCUGGAGUACUCCUGCAAUUCACUGUCCAGGAGUACAAAUCUCUCCUGAGAGGUCUUGAAGAGGACAGAGGAAAGCUUUACUCUUUUCCCUGAGCAUCUUCCUGAACCGCAGUGGAGACAGUUAACAUCUCUUGCAAGGUGCUGUUGUACCUUUGAAGGUUCCCACCACAGGGGCAAGUUUGUUGGACAAACUGUGAGAGAAAACUCAUCCCUUGCCUUGAUGGCCAAAAGGACAUAUUUAUGCUUUUACAGUUCUCAUCGGAAAAGAGCGAAGAAAGAGCAUUGAGAAACAAGAAUAAGGUCAAGGCUAUCAACAUUGUUACAUCUGGUCCCCACCACACUCUAAAGGUGUGGCACAUGAGCUUGGCACUACAAUAGGGGUAAUACAGAUGAGCAGAGCAUGGGCCAUUCUCUCUCCUACACUAGCAAGAAAGAGAUCAUGGUCUCACUGUAAAAUAUUUUCUGUCUCCAGUGUGCUUCCUCUUCUUAUGCCUAGGAACGGCAGUGGGGUAGUCCAGUGGUCCCUUUGAUGACCAUGAGCUGGUUGUAUCUUUGAUGUCACCAGGUCCCAAAGUGACAGCUCUUUCAUGUGGUGCCUCCCACUAGUUCUCUGUUGUCUGCAACUAGAUCUGCAGUUGUCUGAGGCCUCUUCUGUUUCCCAGGUUGACCAUAAGCAAUGUGACGUUUGCUCAGUUCAGCCAAGGCAAUGGUCAAAAACAUAAAAGUCUGUGCACGCAACAUUUCUUUGUCUCAGGUUUAAUUGUCUCUUCUUUGAUGAUGAAAAUGAGGAAGACAAAUUGCCCGUCAUUUUUACAAAACAGUUCCCUGUCCAUCAGGGAAUAUGGCCAUGGGAGCUUAAGGAGGAUGUGUACCUUUUGUUGUGGUUUAUUUGGGUUUUUUUGUUUUGUUUUGGUGGUUUUCUGUUAUGCUGAGCUGUCUGGUGUUGCUCAGAGGCCAGUGCUGCUUUGAUUAAAAGCUACCUGCCUGUGAGUUGGGCAGGGUGUGAGGUCUGUGCACAAGGAGCUACUCUGGAGUGAAGAAGAUGCUGGAAACACCUCUCCAGUGGCUGGCACCACAUGCGUGCGUGUAUGUAUGUAGUGCUGCCCAUUUGUUCUGCCCAGCUUUAUGGUACAUCCUGGAGGCAUUCAGGAUUUUGAAUGUCUACAGCUUUCCCAACAUUGAACAUCUUUAAGAACAAAGAUUCUGUGGGGAAACAGCAGAUCUUGCUGACUGUGUAAGCAUUCUCCAACACACUAGGUGGUAUAAACAAAUGCUGCUUUCACUUCCCACUCUCACUGUCACUACUCUGUGGGGUUUUUUUCACUGCUUUCUCUAGAAGCAGCUACAAAAUUGUCAGCCCUGGCCUAGUGUGUGGUCAUUGAGGCAUGCUUUCUUUUUCUACUGGUUCCUUCUGUUUUGGGCCAUUUGGGCUAAACAACAGAAAUCUUAGUGUGCUAGAAACCUCUACCAGAGAUGGCAAAAGUGGUUGGUGAUCAUAAAGGCAUAACGGCACUCUGCUGUGGGAAUAUCAUGAAUGGAUUAUGGGAGUGUUUGGGACCCACUGCAAUGAGUAUCUGUGUUGACGUACCACUGCUUAUUCUAAGAAAGUGCCUUUUUGGAUAAGUUGAAUGAGGUUUUUUUGUUGUUUCCCUUUGGUUUUUUCCCCUGUAGAGUCAACGUUCCAAGGUUUGAUAAGGAGAGAAUCAAACCAAAGCAGCCUUUGGCUUUUUUCCCUGUGUCUUGUGAAAUAAAAAUAAAUACAGUUUUUACUAUUACUUCUUUCUGCCAAGAUGUUCCAUUUUGUUCUGCAAGGCGUUUGUGGUAGUCUGAGCAAUCUGUUAGUUAUUAUGCACAAAAACAUUUUAAAGUUGUGUCCUGAAGUGGCUCACUAAAAUUAGGAGUGUGAAAUGAAUAUGAGCCAAGUUGAGCAUAAGCACGUGUGGAAAGAAGGCUCUGCGGACCAUGCCAUCUUCGGGACUUGGGUGGAGGGAACAGAGGAAAACACAAUGUGUGGUGCUGAUUCCUAAUCCAACCAGGUAUCACCCCCUCAUUCAUGACCUGCAAUCUAUCUGAAGUAAGGCAUUUUAGUCUCAGCCUGAAGGACUAGAUGUUAUGGAAUAGGAAACUCCGUGAGAAACUGUGUUGCUUUUUCCCUAGGUGAUGGGCUACAGCCUCCCACAGUAGUAACAGUGUCUGUGCUCUUGCAGACGUACAAGUGGAAAGCUUGUGCUGCAGCUAUUUAUUUUCCCACCUGCCUUUCAGAGCCUCAUCAAAGACCCUGGAGUCCAGGGGAGCAUUUUGAGAAGCUGUGAAAGGACUGGUGGGGUCUGGUGUGCGAAGGGGUUUUAUUGUGACUCUGUGAGUCAAAAGCCAGGGAAACAGAUGAGAUGUAAAACAGUGGCCAGUGCUUUCUUCAUUGCUGAUAUGCAGUCAAGGAUGAUGGAAAGUGGUGAAAAGGCACUAGCUGUUUCUUGCCCUGUCUCCUUUGUCUUUGAGCUCAUGAAGGUUAGGUGGUACACAGGUGUGCAGUACAUGAAGGAGAGAAGCCAGGAAUGGGUGUUGGAGGUGCAGAAUUGGACAGUGCAACAGAAGAGUAGUAAGGAAGGAGGAAGGAUCAGCAGGGUAAUCCUUGACCUGGUCUCCUGGCAAAAGACUGAAUGAUGACUGCUUCAUCUGUGCUGGCUGAGAGCUCUUCUACACCAGGAGCUCUUGUGCUGGGGGAAUCUAGGAUGCGCAGUAAGUCGUACUGCUCUGUAGGGCUCGUCUCCCUCCCAUUCUUCUCCUCCC